Messenger RNA from Cucumis sativus (cucumber), 179 nucleotides. RefSeq lists its product as uncharacterized. The annotation marks the transcript as partial. NCBI's taxonomy places the organism in Eukaryota, Viridiplantae, Streptophyta, Magnoliopsida, Cucurbitales, Cucurbitaceae. The record is from RefSeq and is a predicted model, not a curated record. The transcript has a single exon.
GUAGGGCUUUACCCCGGAGGGAGCCCUUCCAGAAAUUCUCGAAGGCCAGGGUCGAGCCCAGGCCUAAGAGGGGGUUUGGAAAUAGUUUUCAACCAGCAAUAGACGCGCCUCGGUUAGUACCUCACUAGCUGCGUCAUUGCCCCAAGCGCAAAGAUACUUACCUCCAUCAUUUCUCUUUC